Molecule: messenger RNA, 3892 nt
Organism: Nomascus leucogenys (northern white-cheeked gibbon)
Lineage: Eukaryota; Metazoa; Chordata; Mammalia; Primates; Hylobatidae
Gene: TOP1MT
Product: DNA topoisomerase I mitochondrial
Biological process (GO): DNA topological change; DNA replication
Cellular component (GO): mitochondrial nucleoid; chromosome
Molecular function (GO): DNA binding; DNA topoisomerase type I (single strand cut, ATP-independent) activity
Source: RefSeq, a predicted model, not a curated record
UUUUGUGGAUUCUUUGGGAUUUUCUAUAUACAAGAUUAUGCCACCUGCAAAUAGAGAUAAUUUACUUCUUUCUUUGUGAUCUGGGUGUCUUAUUUCAUCUGCUUGCCUGUUUGCUCGGUUAGGGCCUCUGCUACCAUGUUGAGAGGCAGUGGUGAGAGUGGACAUCCUCGUCUUAUUCUUGAUUUCAGCAGGAGCGUCCAGUCUUUCUUCUGGCAUAUGAGGUUAGCUGCGGGGUUUUGUAGAUGCCGCUUUCAGGUUAAGUUUCCUUCUGUUCUGUUCUUGAGUGGGUUUUCCAUCCUGUUUAUCAUGAAAUGGUGCUGGAUUUGUCUGCUGCUUUUUCUGCAUCUACUGAGAAAUCUUAGGGUUUUUGUCCUGCCACACUCCCUCUUACAAAACCUGAGGAACCAACUGGGCAUGGUGGCUCACACCUGAAAUCCCAGCACUUCGGGAGGCCGAGAUACUUGAGCCCAGGAGUUCGAGACCAGCCGGGGAAACAUAGGGAGGCCCCAUCUCUACAAAAAGCAAAAAACAAAAAAUGAAAAACCCUUAGAAACCUGAACUGGAAAACGCAUUGACCUCGGGAUUCUGUUGAAGGAAUGGUGGGCCUGGGCCAAGGCCCUCUUCUGGUUUGUAGAAAGGGUUAUCUGAAAAAAUAUGCAUCGCUGUUCCGCAGCCCCUGGGAGGAGGUGGCCCACCCGGAGAGUCAGCUGCUGUGUCCUGGUGUGUGUGUACCUUCCAUUGCUGAGCUGCUCAUUGUGAAAUGAUGGGACAUCUACCAGGUCUGCCUGGGCCCUGAGAGCCAGCGCUCGGCCUCUGCCCGUGGCUUCCAGCAGCUAGAUGACAUGGACACUUUGUCAGUUGGUGGCAGGGGAGGGUCGCUGAGGGUGUGUGGUGGCAGCCCGGACUCCUUUCCUGCCCGUGUCUACCGCAUUCCCACCAGCGGUCACAGUGAAAGUGCGGAAUGCAUGUGAACUCAUCUGCUUCCCACGGUCCUGGUGUCUCGGUUUUACUGGAGAAGACCAAGGCUGCAGUGCUGCUAGAGGUGAGCGGUGUGGCCUGUUGUGGCUCAGGGCCUGUCACCAAGUGCUGGUCUAGAGGUUUUGCCCCUUGGCCAUGCUCCCCAGUGAAGACACUGGGUUUAAACCCUGGUCAGGGUCAGCAGUCACGCUGGGGACCGAGUGCAGGAAGGAGGCUCCAGCUGUGCCUGGUCUCUUGUCUCCUUGGGAGUGAGAGGCUGGUUGGCAGAGAUGAUUUUGCAGGACUUCCUGUGACCUUUGUCCAGAGGCAGCACCUCUGAGGGGCUGCUGUGGGCUGGAUAGCAGGUACUUCUGCCUGUUUCUGUGUCCUGGAAGUGCUGCCGUUUGUAGGGGAUGAGGUAGGGGCCCAUCUGAGCCUGUGAGGUCCCUUCUCCCGAGCAGCGGAGCAUGUACUUAGGAAGGACCUGCCAGGUGCCCCUGCCCUCAGAGGCUCUGGGAGAGAGCUGUGUGCAAGCCCUGGGCAGGAGUUCACUGGCCUGGUCGUGUGACCUGUGGGGCAUCCUGACAGCCAGCCCUGUGCUGCAGAGGUCAGUGGGACUGGGUUUGGAUCUGGGUCCCCGCCCCAGCGUGAAGGGGCGCUGGACCACGAAGGCAGGGAAACCAGGGGGAGGCCGGCAGGACAGUCAGUGGUCCUGCUGCCGCACCCCCGUGCAGGCCUAAACCGCCCAGCCUUGGGAUGAGCGCCGCUAGGGGCGGAGGCCGCGCCCGGGGGCGGGGCUGGCCGCUGGGGGCGGAGCGGGGCGGGCCGCUGGGGCGGGGCCCAGCUUGUCUCCCUUUCCCGGAGGCUGGCAGAUGCGCGUGGUGCGGCUGCUGCAGCUCCGGGCGGCUCUGACGCUGCUCGGGGAGGUCUCCCGCCGCCAGGCCUCCCGGGGCGUCCCGGGCUCGCGCAGGACGCAGAAGGGCAGUGGAGCCAGAAACAGCCAGAAAGGCCCUUUCAGAAAUGUCUGUCGCACAUGCUUUCCCCUCUCAGACCCUUCAGAGACUUCCUGUUGCUCCGAGGGCACUCAUCCCAGCCGACCAGGCCCACCAGGCCCCCAACAGCACUACCUGGCUGGGGUCACGUGCGGGUUUCCUGGCCCUGGCAGGUGGGAGGAGGAGAAGCACGAAGACAGGGUGAAGUGGAGACAGCUGGAGCACAAGGGCCCGUACUUUGCACCCCCAUACGAGCCCCUUCCCGAUGGAGUGCGUUUCUUCUAUGAUGGAAAGCCUGUGAGAUUGAGUGUGGCAGCAGAGGAGGUCGCCACUUUUUAUGGGAGGAUGUUAGAUCAUGAAUACACAACAAAGGAGGUUUUCCAGAAGAACUUCUUCAAUGACUGGCGAAAGGAAAUGACGGUGGAAGAGAGGGAAGUCAUCAAGAGCCUGGACAAGUGUGACUUCACGGAGAUCCACAGAUACUUUGUGGACAAGGCCGCAGCCCGGAAAGUCCUGACCAGGGAGGAGAAGCAGAAGCUGAAAGGAGAGGCAGAAAAACUUCAGCAAGAGUUCGGCUACUGUAUUUUAGAUGGUCACCGAGAAAAAAUAGGCAAUUUCAAGAUUGAGCCGCCUGGCUUGUUCCGUGGCCGUGGCGACCAUCCCAGGAUGGGGAUGUUGAAGAGAAGGAUCACGCCAGAGGAUGUGGUUAUCAACUGCAGCAGGGACUCGAAGAUCCCCGAGCCGCCGGCGGGGCACCAGUGGAAGGAGGUGCGCUCCGAUAACACUGUCACGUGGCUGGCAGCGUGGACCGAGAGCGUUCAGAACUCCAUCAAGUACAUCAUGCUGAACCCUUGCUCAAAGCUGAAGGGGGAGAAAGCUUGGCAGAAGUUUGAAACAGCUCGACGCCUGCGGGGAUUUGUGGACGAGAUCCGCUCCCAGUACCGGGCCGACUGGAAGUCUCGGGAAAUGAAGACGAGACAGCGGGCGGUGGCCCUGUAUUUCAUCGAUAAGCUGGCGCUGAGAGCAGGAAACGAGAAGGAGGACGGUGAGGCGGCUGACACCGUGGGCUGCUGUUCCCUCCGCGUGGAGCACGUCCAGCUGCACCCAGAGGCCGAUGGCUGCCAACAUGUGGUGGAAUUUGACUUUCUGGGGAAGGACUGCAUCCGCUAUUACAACAGAGUGCCGGUGGAGAAGCCUGUGUACAAGAACUUACAGCUCUUUAUGGAGAACAAGGACCCCCAGGACGACCUCUUCGACAGGCUGACUACAACCAGCCUGAACAAGCACCUCCAGGAGCUGAUGGACGGGCUGACGGCCAAGGUGUUCCGGACCUACAACGCCUCCAUCACUCUGCAGGAGCAGCUGCGGGCCCUGACGCGUGCCGAGGACAGCAUAGCAGCUAAGAUCUUAUCCUACAACCGAGCCAACCGAGUCGUGGCCAUUCUCUGCAACCAUCAGCGAGUGACGCCCAGUACGUUCGAGAAGUCGAUGCAGAAUCUCCAGACGAAGAUCCAGGCAAAGAAGGAGCAGGUGGCUGAGGCCAGGGCAGAGCUGAGGAGGGCGAGGGCUGAGCACAAAGCCCAAGGGGAUGCCAAGUCCAGGAGUGUCCUGGAGAAGAAGAGGCGGCUCCUGGAGAAGCUGCAGGAGCAGCUGGCGGGGCUGAGUGUGCAGGCCACAGACAAGGAGGAGAACAAGCAGGUGGCCCUGGGCACGUCCAAGCUCAACUACCUGGACCCCAGGAUCAGCAUUGCCUGGUGCAAGCGGUUCAGGGUGCCGGUGGAGAAGAUCUACAGCAAAACACAGCGGGAGAGGUUCGCCUGGGCUCUCACCAUGGCAGGAGAAGACUUUGAAUUCUAACGACGAGCUGUGUCUGUGUCGAAACUUCUUUGUGUGUGUGUUUUUUUCACUAUUAAAGCAGUAUUGGGGAAUUUUGUACAAUAAAA